Molecule: messenger RNA, 1179 nt
Organism: Kwoniella shivajii
Lineage: Eukaryota; Fungi; Basidiomycota; Tremellomycetes; Tremellales; Cryptococcaceae
Exons: 14
Coding region: 1-1179 (392 amino acids)
Biological process (GO): carbohydrate metabolic process
Molecular function (GO): hydrolase activity, hydrolyzing O-glycosyl compounds
Source: RefSeq, a predicted model, not a curated record
AUGAUAUUCACGACCCUCUUCGCCUCUUGUCUUCUUGGUGUAGCCACUGCUGCUACUUUCACCAAUCCUCUCCGACCUAGUGGUCCAGACCCUUUUAUCGUUUACGAUCAUGACACCUCAUCGUAUCUAUUCAUGCAGACCAACGGAGAUGCUCUUCGAGUGACUAAAUCCCCCACUUUAGCUGGCAUUAGUGACUACGGCAAUGAGCAUCUCGUACUCCAAACUCAAGAAAUGAAGGAUAAACCGACUGUCUGGGCAGGUGAGAUCCACAAAAUUGAUGGCAUAUGGUAUAUCUACUACUCUCACGCGGACGCUGUAUACGUUGUUACCGGAACAAAGGAUCCAGUAGGAAGUUACAAAAAUCCAGUCAAGCUUUACGAUAAAGGAUGGGGUAUUGACGGUACGGUCCUCGUGGUUGGAGUCAAUAAUUACUUUGUUUGGUCAUGUCACUCUGAAGAUGUAUCAGAUAACAACAUUGGUGGAUCAUCCAUCUGUAUUUCUCCCCUUACUUCGCCUACCAAGAUUGAUCAAGAUCGAAUCUCAAUCAUUAGUAGGCCUGAACAAGCUUGGGAAGAGACUGGUGGGAAGACCAAUGAAGGUCCUCAGCCUCUCUAUUGGGGUGACCAAAUAUUUAUCACAUAUUCCGCAAGUUUCUGCUCUACCGCGGAUUACAGCUUAGGAUUGCUACAUUUAUCGGGUGAUGAUCCUAUGAAUGCCGGUGCUUGGAUCAAAAAGACAGAUGGACCAGUCUUCAAAACAGGCAAUGGGGAGUAUGGCCCUGGUCACAAUGGUAUGUUCCUCUCCCCCGACAAAUCUGAGUUGUGGAACAUUUAUCACGCAACAACCAAUUCUGCGGGAAGUUGUGGAAACGAUAGAUCUACUUUCGCACAAAAAGUAGAUGGAACCAAUGGUUUGGAUUUCGGUAUUCCUGUAGGACCAGGGCAGUCUGAAGGACCCUCAGGAGAGGAUACGGCCUCCAAGCCAGCAGAGAGCGACAUCAAUGCGGUCGCUACAAGCUCGAAAGCCGUGACCGAUGUCGCUACUACCUCCACAAAGAGGCGUUCUCAACGAACUCGACCAGCUGUCAGGAUGGUCAACACAGUCACUGUUAGACGAGAGGGAAGCGCAAGAUCUAAAGCCAAAAGAGCUAGGUUUGCUGAAGAUGACGACGUGCUAUAG